Messenger RNA from Dissoconium aciculare CBS 342.82, 366 nucleotides. RefSeq lists its product as uncharacterized. The transcript is spliced from 2 exons. The record is from RefSeq and is a predicted model, not a curated record. Bases 1 to 366 code for a protein of 121 amino acids. Lineage: Eukaryota; Fungi; Ascomycota; Dothideomycetes; Mycosphaerellales; Dissoconiaceae.
AUGGGUAAACAAGAAUGGAUGGUCAUUUUGCCCGACAAACCAGGUGCACUGGACGCCAGAAUGAAAGUGAGGAGCGAGCACCUUAACAACAUUAAACCUCACGUAGAAAGUGGUCUGGUCGUCUUGGGCGGCGCGAGUCUGGAUGAACCGCUCCGAGAGGGCCAGAGCCCCAAGAUUAAUGGCAGUGUAAUGAUGGCUGAAGCCGAUACAGUUGAUGAGGUUUGGCAAUGGGUCCGAAAUGACAUUUAUUACACAACCGGAGUUUGGGAUAUUGAGAAGGUCAGAGCCAUGUGUGGCAACCAUUUGGACGAAAAGCUGAUGAAUAAUACGAACAGAUCCAGGUCUUCCCUUUCAAGAGCGCCGUGA